CUGCUUGGACAGCAGAUUCUUUUGGUUCUCCUGAGUCCCAGCUUCGAGUCAUCACGAGGGCCAGUUGUGCUCCUCUGAAUGUGAGAGCGAUCUAGAGACCACUUGGGGAGGAAAGCAAAGAGAGAAGAGUGAGCACUGAGCCUCUUUCCCACUCUCGGUCGUGCAGCAGCACCUGGGCCAUCACCUCCACCUCCUUGGAGUGGGGUGGAGGGCAUUCUUACCGACUCCCUAGGGGCUCUGGGGGUGGGGAAGAGGGCAGGGAUUGAGGCUGGCCCCUAGCAUCCGCAAGAGGAUGGGCUGUGCUGAGAAAUAAUCCCCGAGAGAGCCUGGGUGGUGCAGCCCCAGUUGCCUGCAGAGCCCAGCAGCCAGGAGAAGCUGGCUUUGGAUUCUCUUUGAAGAGUUCUCUGGAAGUUGGAGGGGGCGGGGCAAGCGGCACUCUCCUGUCCUACUGGAGUCUUGCGCGCUGAGUGUGAGCAAGAACUCGACCGGCAAUCGCAGUCCCAGGGCUGUCCGGCUCCGGAGCUGAGGUGGACACAGGGUGCCGGCCACGGGGUCGGUAGGGCGCAGGCGCCGGGCUGGCAGAGCGCAAGGGCAGAAUGGAGGGGCUGGUCUUGCUCAAGGCCCUGGUCACCCGGCUGCUGUUCCUGUUGCAUUCCCUGGUCGCCGUCUGGAGAGUGACCUGGGUGAAGGAAGAGCACCGUUACUGGCUGCUGGCCCUGCUCAACCUCUUGCUGGUCCUGGAGACGGUGCUCACCCUCAAGUUCAAGCGCGGCCGAGGCUACAAAUGGCUUUCUCCAGCCAUCUUUGUGUACCUGGUCAACAUCAUGCCGUCCCUGUGGCUCCUUGAAAUGCACCAUGGAAACCAGUAUUGCAGCACCCAGUCUGAGAGAACGGCACAGAACUUCAGCGGAAGAGAUGUCAAUCAAACCCUGUCAUCCCAAGGAGCCACCAAUGGAAUGGGGAAUAUCCUUGAACUGGCCAGGGGCUUUGUUGACAACUUAACCAUGGUAUGUGAACCAGUCUGGACCUUAGGACUUCAUCAAACUCUCUUGCUAAUAUUAAUCAUCGGACGGUGGCUUCUCCCCAUUGGAGGGACCAUCACUAGAGACCAACUUUCUGAACUUCUUCUGAUGUUUGUGGGGACAGCGGCGGACAUACUGGAGUUCACUACUGAGACUCUGAAGGAGAAUCAUGUCAGAAAUAACCCUACUCUGGUCUCUGGCAUUCUUGUGGUGUGGACUUGGAGUAUGUUGCAGUUUCCCCUUGACCUGGCAGUCCAGUUGAAACUGGUAUGCCCGACCUCAGUGAAAGCCAGGGGCUUCCGUAGGGUUUUCCUGUGCCAGUACAGUGCGGAUCUAUGGGCCAUUGGCCUCAGCUUCUUCAUCCAAGAUGGUCCCUUCCUUGUUGUGCGCCUCGUCCUGAUGAUCUACUUCAAAGUGAUCAACCACAUGUUGGUGUUCUUUGCUGUGAAGAAUUCCCUAGUGAUGGCUCUUCACUUCUACCGACUUGUGGCUUUGAUUAUGGCCACACGUGAUUUCAUACAAGAUCACCCAGAAAGUCCCAAACUGGAGCACAGUGGCCCAGACCAGACCUCUGAGGGCGGACCCAGUGAGUGGGAGGACGCCUCCCCGGAGGCCCUGCCUUUGCGAACCUCACCUGUCACCUCUGAAGAGUCCUACCCGACCACACCUUAGUUAUUGUUUCCAACGUGCAGUAGCGAAGCUUGAUUCGUUCUCUUCUUACACCCCCCCCCAUGUUUGCAUACACCAUUUUUUUAAGGAAACAAUACUAAAAGAUGGUCUUGUAUCAAAGCCCAAGUACUGCUCUAUGUUAUCAUCUGAGUGGAAGGAACUUGGACGACGAGUGGCUGUCGCUACAACCUCCUGCUCUAGGAGGGGGACAUUACACUGCUCUGAGAACCAUUCUAAGUGUUGAAUGCUUGAAAAGCUGUAGGCAGAAUGUCAUAGCACACCCUCCAAAGAUUUAAGGCUGACAUUUACCACCCGCUUCCCUAUCUCUAACUCUCCCAGUUGCCUAGUUGCACAGUUUUUUUGACUGGCUGGACUGCAUCACUCUCUCAUCUUAGGUUUUCUGCAAUGUCCCUCUGACAUUAAAAACAAAACCGUAUAUUCAGUAAACGCCGAGCAAAGGAGAGAAAGAUGUUUUUAAAAUCAACUUGCCGUGGGCUGCAAGUUGGGAACUAGCACUGCCCUUGCUUCCUCGGUACAGAAAAAUAGCUGUGGUAACUGCACAGGCCUUUAUGGGAGUCCUGUUUUCCUGGGCCAAGGUGAGAGUCUGUCAUGGUCCAUGUGUUCUUAGAGCCUCGUGAUGGCUUUGGACUUGGGUAGCACAAAGUUGACAGCAAGCCACUUGGGUUCAACCAACUUCAUAGCUAGGGGAUAUCAGGGAGACACCUGCAAGUCACACUUCCUCCCUACUACAAUUUACAGGACCAUCGGUAUUUGAAUACCUAGUUACCAUAUUCUGUGUUGUCAAGGUGCAUCAUGUGAUCAGGUUUCAAAGAGCACUAGCACACAGUGAUGAAGGUGUCUGAGGCCCCUUAACAUUAUCAUGGUUUCUGUUGGCUGCCAGCAGCCACUCCUGGAGCAGCAACAGUAACAGAGAUAGACACGGGACCUGGGAAAUGAUGUCAGUGUCCCCAGUUUGGUUUCGGGAGCAAGCUGGAGGAACGUGGUGCCAGUCUCAUGCCUCUUAUGAAUCAUGGUGGCUUCAUUUCCCCACAAGUGAAAUCGUCUUUCUCUUCCACAGCUCUGUACAUUCUGGGUAGAAAUGACUCCAACCCUUUGAAAGUGGCUCUUACUUUUAAAGCCAUGGUAAAAACUCGACUUGGCAAUUUAUGAAACAGCUCUAAAACUGUAGUGUUGCAGUUUAGGGUAUCAGUGAAGCCGUACUAGAAUCCCCAGGAACCCAAAGAUGUGUAUUCUGGAUACACAAUUUACAGGCGGCAACCAUUAGACAAUCUGUUGGAACAUUUUUUUUUUAAUCUAUGAAUUUCUGGUAUGAUAUGAUAUUUAUCCACUGUGUUUUGAUAACAAGUUUUAUAAGCAAAUUCUAUUUUAUACAAAACCACAACUGUUUCCCCCGUAAUUUCUACUUCUUUUAUCCCCUGUACUUUUUGUUUUUAACAAUGUCAUGGUUGUAAACUGUUCAGGAAACGAAUGGGAUACAUUGGUAAUUUCUCAUAAUAAGUGUAUGCAAGUUAAGGUCAAGAUUGGAUUUGUGCAAGGUGAAGAAGGUGACAACUUUUAAAGGUAUGUUAUUCAGAGUUUUUAGCAAUGACACUUGGGGACAUGUCCCAUGGUUAAGAGCAUGUACUGCGCUCGCUUGCAGAAGAUUGGAAUUUACCCUAAAAUCUACUCCACAGGUCUUACAAUCACUUGUAGUUCCAGCUUUUGGUGGGGGGGGGGAAGGUCUUCUAGCCUCUGUGAUAACUGACUGGACUCAUACACACAUACACACACACACACAGAUUUAUUAAAAAUAAUAAAAAUGUCUUAUAAUAAAAAAAGUCAGCAAUGGGAAGCAAAAAAGAAAAAAACAAUACUAUUUCUCAAACUGCCCUAGCCUCCACUAACUGUGCUGGAUGCUUUGUGUUGAAUACAUGACAUAUAUAUGCCCCAAUGACAUCUAUGUGCCCCUAUGACAUAUAUGUGCCCCUAUAACAUACAUGUGCCCCUGUGACAUGUGUGUGCCCCUAUGACAUAUAUGUGGCCCUAUGACAUAUAUAUGCUCCUAUGACAUAUAUGUGGCCCUAUGACAUAUAUGCGCUCCUAUGACAUACAUAUGCCCCUAUGGCAUAUGUACCACUGACAUACAUGUGCCCCUGACAUAUGUGUGCCUCUAUGACGUAUAUGUGCCCCUGUGACAUAUGUACCCCUGACAUAUGUGUGCUCCUAUGACAUAUAUGUACCCCUAUGACAUAUAUGAGCCACUCCUUACUGCCUGACUGCUCACAACAUAUUUUUUGUGUGAUUUUUGCCCCCCAGGAAAGCAAACACUGAGCUUCCAAAAAUAAACCCUCAAGUAGUAUGACUGUUGCAAGGAUAAUUUUAAGUGCUUUCAAAUCCGAGGCUUGGCUUGGUUUCAUGAAAGGCUUUCUUGUGUUUCAAUAAAGUAUUUGGUAAUUAGCCCUCCUCCUCAGGCCUGUCCAAAAUCUGGCUUAACUUGGAAUGCCAGGAAGUCAGAGAGCACCCAGGACCAGCUUGGUAAUUAAUGGAUGGUCAAAAAUAGACACACAGUCUUCAAGGCUUUUCCAGGAAAAUCUGCUAAAGACAGCAUUUAACUCAACUGCCAGUGUUUCUAUUUCCUUAACGCUGGCUGCUUUGAUCAUAGGAAAAAUGUCUGUUUGCUUAGUCUACGUUUUAUCUCUGAUGAAAAGCUAAAAAUAUACUCAGUUGUAUGUUUAUAAUUAUUACUAUUAUUUUAACCUUUAAAAUUGUAUGUUUUUACUGUAGGCUCAUGCACAUUGUAAUGUUUUUAGAUGUCCAAGUGUUUGUCAUAAAUGGAACAGAAUAUCAGUCAUCUCCUUCAUGUCGGAGUCUUGAGACUUGUUUACAUUUUAUUUGUAGUGAGAUAGCUUAAUCCUGUAGGACACAGGCUCUGCCCCUAGCCACAGUACAUGCCAAGCCCCAUCCCCACUCCCGGAGGAGGAGGGGGGCUUCAUUUACAAUGGCUGGAGCUGUUGCUGAUUGAUUAAAGCGAUAUAUCCUUCCCCGCAAGCAUAUUCUUCCACUAAUGAGAAAAUCCGUUGUCCAUGUUUACACGAUGCUGUGCGGACACAACCUCAGGACCCUCUUAGGCUUUGUCCAUACUGAGGGAGUCUUAAAGGCCGUGAUACUGUGCUUAAGUUGAGCCUACCGCUCCGAAGUCUUCGGUUCUUUUCCACCAAGUUUGGUUGCUGUUGUGAAUGAAUGACGGUGUUAGAAUUCGGAGGCCUCAACGUGUCAAUCGCCUUGGGAGCUUCCAGGGUGAAGUGUAAGACAUUUCUGCCGCUGGCUCUGGUGUCCCACAAGACCUUGAAGCCAGGUGUUGAUGGGAUCCACUGCUACCACCCUGGCUCAGGGUUCAAACAGGAGCUUUUCAAACUGUGGGGAAGAAUACCACGGAGAUGCGAAUCUGUUAGGAUUGCCGUGGUUCCAACGUUCAGCGUGGAUGAGAAACCAUCGCAGUCCUUUCCCACAAGAAACUGUUAAGCAGAUUCUCCAGUUAAAAGGGAGGAAUGCUGGGACUCAGCCUGUGGACCUCCAGUCCACAACUUGUUUAAAGAGAAGGCAAGGCUCACAGAGCCAACACCCUUGAACUACAAGAUGAAAAGACACCGUUGGUUCUUUCCCUGUUUUCUCAUUCUCGACUUUACCUUUUAAUCUUAGAGGAACUUUUAACCCAUCCUCGGACAGAUCUGAACUUAGAACCGCUAAACAAUGACUGAAGAAUGAGCCACCAAGCACUCAUACUUUAUCAGUUUUUAUCUUUAGGUCUUUCUUACUGAAAUAACUUGUGAGCGUGUUUUCUGUGAAUAUUUCUAGAUUUUGAUGGGACUGGCCCUUUCGUUUUAUUACCGACAUUAAAUAUUUGUGUACAGCUUUC
This is a messenger RNA of Mastomys coucha (southern multimammate mouse), 5607 nucleotides long. It is a transcript of the gene Tmem26, whose product is annotated as transmembrane protein 26. Bases 597 to 1694 code for a protein of 365 amino acids. The transcript is spliced from 6 exons. The record is from RefSeq and is a predicted model, not a curated record. NCBI's taxonomy places the organism in Eukaryota, Metazoa, Chordata, Mammalia, Rodentia, Muridae.